This is a messenger RNA of Mobula hypostoma (lesser devil ray), 3541 nucleotides long. It is a transcript of the gene pms2, whose product is annotated as PMS1 homolog 2, mismatch repair system component. The record is from RefSeq and is a predicted model, not a curated record. Gene Ontology annotation, cellular component: MutLalpha complex. Gene Ontology annotation, molecular function: ATP binding; ATP hydrolysis activity; ATP-dependent DNA damage sensor activity. NCBI's taxonomy places the organism in Eukaryota, Metazoa, Chordata, Chondrichthyes, Myliobatiformes, Myliobatidae. Gene Ontology annotation, biological process: mismatch repair; somatic hypermutation of immunoglobulin genes. The coding region runs from base 109 to 2691 and encodes 860 amino acids. The transcript is spliced from 15 exons.
GCUCGUUGGCGGCUGGGUGGAUCGAGGCGCGGGCUAUGGCUGCGCGGCGCCGGGGUCGCGGGCGUUAGGUGGCGGGCCCGGGGCAAUCUGGCUCUGGUCACGGUGGCGAUGGAAGCCUGCUUGGAGCCUGCAGGAGCAAUCAAGGCAAUUGACCGGAAGUCGGUGCACCAGAUUUGUUCAGGGCAGGUUGUGCUAAGCCUCUGCACUGCCGUAAAAGAGCUGGUGGAAAACAGUAUAGAUGCUGGAGCUACUAACAUUGAGAUUAAAUUGAAAGAAUUUGGAGCAGAUUUGAUUGAAGUAUCAGAUAAUGGAGAUGGAGUGGAGGAGAAAAACUUCAAAGGACUGACACUGAAACAUUACACAUCCAAGCUACAAGAUUUCUCUGACCUGUUGCACAUGGACACAUUUGGAUUUAGAGGUGAAGCCUUGAGCUCCUUGUGUGCCCUGAGCAACCUUUCAAUUGUGACUUGCCACAAGACUGCCAAAGUUGGAACCCGCCUGCUAUUUGACAAUAAUGGGCACAUCAGCCAAAAAAUGCCAUAUCCUCGACAGCAAGGGACAACAGUUAACGUCCAGCAGUUGUUUAAUACACUUCCGGUCAGGCACAAGGAGUUUCUGCGAAAUAUUAAGAAGGAGUACGGUAAAAUGGUGCAGGUGCUGCAGGCCUAUUGCAUCAUUUCCACAGGGAUACGGAUCACAUGUACAAAUCAGGUUGGACAAGGAAAGAAAAACCCUGUUGUUUGUACUAGUGGCUGCUCCACGUUAAAGGAGAAUAUCGGCGCUGUCUUUGGAUCAAAGCAGUUACAGAGCCUUGUCCCCUUUGUUCAGCAAUGUCCUAGUGAAACUAUUUGCGAAGAUUAUGGAAUUAAUCCUGUUGAUAUCCCUGAAAAUCUGUACACGAUCACAGGUUUUGUGUCUCGUAGCCAUCAUGGAGUUGGUAGGAGUACAACUGACCGACAGUUUUUCUUCAUCAAUCAGCGACCAUGUGAUCCUAUAAAGGUUUCAAAACUCAUAAACGAAGUAUAUCACAUGUAUAACAGGCAUCAAUAUCCAUUUGUUGUCCUGAAUGUCUGUGUUGAUUCUAAGUGUGUGGAUGUCAAUGUCACACCAGACAAAAGACAGAUUUUUCUUCAGGAUGAAAAGCUCCUUCUUGCAAUCCUGAAAACGUCCCUUAUUCAGAUGUAUGAUUCUGAUGCGAACAAGCUUAAUGUUAAUCAGAAGUUUCAUCAGAACGCAGUUUUGGGCACCUUUGAGAAAGUUCCCCAGACUGUCAUUCCAGAUUCCUCAGUUCCAAAUGAGCGUGAAUCUGCUUCUGUGCGUUCAGAGAAGGAAAAGAAUAUAAGCAUUGCCAGAUUGCGUGAGGCAUUCUCUCUACACCAGUCCUCGUUCUGUAGAUUUAAGUACGGUGAAAGACAGGAUUUGCCGGUGCAGCGGAAACUCGAUUCGUUUUUGACGAACCGCGUGCAGAGCAGCCCUCGGUCCGGACCCCAAGAUGGGACGUCGCCCAGAAAUUGUGAGCCAUUGCAGAAAGACUGCAGGAGCUCAGAGAGCGACACAGAUUCCGGAAGGGGCAAUACCACGCCCUCUUCGAUCGGCAGUAACACGCCCGAGGUCAGCACUUCAGCCAAAUGUAGCGAGACCUCUGACAGUGCAAUGAGCUCACCCAUUGCACUGCAGACCUUCCCAGAAGCUCGGAAAGGGGAUGAAGAAAUGAAAACUGAAGCAGCCAUCUAUGAUGCCUGUAUUCCCAACGUUGCCGUGUCUGCAGAGAAAGCUAAUCCAAUAGGAAAUGGCGACCAGGUAUUGGUAGAUUCUCACUCGUAUGAUAACACCUUCCAGAAUGCAAAACGCGCUAAGUUUGAGGGUUCAGAUGCUGAUUUGCCUUGGGAUAUCGGACAUUCCCAGAAAUUGGAAGUUGAUAGACCAGUGGAAAUGAGUAAAAGGAUUGUAAAGCUCCCUUUUUCAAUGAGCCUUCUUGCCGAAAGGCUGAAAGUGAUCAACGCUCAGCGAGCAGAGCAGGAUGAGGCACAGAGAUGCCGGCGAUUUCGAGCCCAGAUUAAUCCCGGAGACAACCAAGCAGCAGAGGAGGAACUCCGGAAAGAAAUCAGCAAAGACAUGUUUGCAACCAUGGAGGUUCUUGGCCAGUUUAACCUGGGAUUUAUUAUCACCAAGCUUGGGUCGGACCUAUUCAUUGUCGACCAGCAUGCCACUGAUGAGAAGUACAACUUCGAAAUGCUGCAACAACAUACCGUUCUCCAAGGUCAAAGACUGAUAGCACCCCAGAAUCUUCAUUUAACAGUAGUGAACGAAACUAUACUGAUGGAAAAUAUAGAGAUCUUCAGAAAGAAUGGGUUCGAUUUUAUCAUAAAUGAGCAAGCACCUCCUGCAGAGAGAGUGAAGCUGGUUUCCUUGCCAAUGAGCAAGAACUGGACUUUUGGUGUCCAGGAUAUCGAGGAGCUGAUCUUCAUGCUGAGCGACAGCCCUGGGGUGAUGUGCCGGCCGUCACGGGUCAGGCAAAUGUUUGCUUCCAGAGCCUGUAGGAAAUCAGUGAUGAUUGGGACUGCACUAACUAACGGUGAGAUGAGGAAGUUGGUUACGCACAUGGGUGAGAUAGAACAUCCCUGGAACUGCCCGCAUGGACGACCAACCAUGAGACAUCUAGUCAACUUGGACAUGAUUUCUGUGGAAUGAAUGCAUGUGACUGGACCACCUAUAUUAAACAGUUAAUCUUAGAUAUAACUACUCUGGUUUUUAGUGCCCAGGAUAUGUUUCAAUAGUGUUAAUGGCAGCACAAAAUGGUCAAUGCCCAGAGCAAGGGUUCCCAACCUUUGUUAUGCCAUAGAACCCUAACAUUAAUCGAGGGCUCCAUGGACCCAGGCUGGGAACUCCUGGCCUAGGGAAAGUUAUUACCAACAGUCCUACAAUGCUAGGGACUUAGCAUAAACUCCUGCCCCUCCUGAUGUUAAUUGCUGCUCUGCUGGGAGUCAACGAGAACUCAAUUCCCCAUGUGACUCAGUGUGCAGGGGCCUGCCUCUGGGUUCUGCCACUAGCUGACCGAGCUGGGGGGCAUUCUGGCCAGUGUGGUGAGUAUAGGUAUAGUGGGACUGGUAGCCCCCAAGCCCCACCUUUCAGCAAUGGGCAGAUGCACUGCCCACCCCCUGACCUUCACAGGCAGCCUCCCCACACUGAGCCACAAGGGGAUUCAUUGCUGGGGGGGCGGGGGGUCGCUAGCAGAGAAUAGGGACUGGCACAGCCUUGGGGAGAAAUCUGCGCCAGCUCCCCAUACCGCAGCCUGCAGCCUGAGCAGUUACCUCUUUGUAAAUAUACCUGUGAGUGUUCAGACCAGAGGACCAAGAUCAUCGUCCUGCGGGAUAGCGUUAAGUGAGGGACAAAGGCUUAUUAUAUCAUCAGAUGUAAUUAGAUUGUACAGUAGUAAAAUGCUCUCUUUGCAACAGUGUACAAGAUGUGAAAUCUUAAGUAGUACUUGCAGAAAUAUCACUGUUUUGUUUCAUUUCUAUUAAAAUUUAAAUUUUGUACUCUU